Messenger RNA from Drosophila persimilis, 812 nucleotides. It is a transcript of the gene Arf51F, whose product is annotated as ADP-ribosylation factor 6. The transcript has 5 exons. The coding region runs from base 129 to 656 and encodes 175 amino acids. Gene Ontology annotation, biological process: intracellular protein transport; vesicle-mediated transport. Gene Ontology annotation, molecular function: GTPase activity; GTP binding. The record is from RefSeq and is a predicted model, not a curated record. Gene Ontology annotation, cellular component: cytoplasm. NCBI's taxonomy places the organism in Eukaryota, Metazoa, Arthropoda, Insecta, Diptera, Drosophilidae.
UUGGUGUCUGCCCACUACACGUUGGCACUUUAUGCUUAACUAUAUUAGGCGCGCGUCGAUCGAAUUGGUGCGUAAUCAUAAUCAUCAAGACAUUGGAUUGGCUAGGGUUUGAUGGAUGACACAUCACCAUGGGAAAGCUACUAUCAAAAAUUUUCGGCAACAAAGAGAUGCGAAUUCUCAUGCUCGGGCUGGACGCGGCGGGCAAAACAACGAUCCUGUACAGACUCAAACUAGGGCAAUCGGUUACAACGAUACCCACUGUGGGCUUCAAUGUCGAAACUGUGACGUAUCGGAAUGUCAAGUUCAAUGUGUGGGACGUUGGUGGGCAGGAUAAAAUUCGACCGCUCUGGAGGCACUACUACACAGGUACACAGGGUCUUAUUUUCGUAGUGGACUGUGCGGAUCGAGAUCGAAUAGACGAAGCCCGCACGGAACUGCAUAGGAUAAUUAACGAUAGAGAGAUGCGGGACGCCAUCAUACUGAUAUUUGCUAACAAACAGGAUCUUCCUGAUGCAAUGAAACCCCAUGAAAUCCAGGAAAAACUAGGCUUAACUAGAAUAAGAGAUCGCAAUUGGUAUGUCCAACCAUCAUGUGCCACAACCGGCGAUGGCCUAUCUGAGGGCCUCACGUGGUUAACGUCUAACCAUAAGUUAUGAGAAUCAUAAUCCAGAUUUUGUAUAUGUAUAAUGGCAUGUAUUAUUCGAAGCGAAGCAAAAGCAAAAAUAUUCUAUUUUAUUUAUACAACAAAACAAAAGAAAAACAUAACGCAAGCGCAUAGUUAAAAGCCCAAUAAUGAACGUACAUAAAUUAAA